Nomia melanderi (Alkali bee) is the source of this 1678-nucleotide messenger RNA. RefSeq lists its product as uncharacterized. NCBI's taxonomy places the organism in Eukaryota, Metazoa, Arthropoda, Insecta, Hymenoptera, Halictidae. The record is from RefSeq and is a predicted model, not a curated record. Gene Ontology annotation, cellular component: secretory granule.
CUGUUGAAAGUCGAGAAUCGACAAGAUAAGCCAGAUCGAUACUUCUUCUCGGUAAUAUCGUUGUUGUUAGGCUAGAAACACGAUUGUAACGACUAUUUAGGUUUUAGUUUAUUUAAAACGUAAGUACAACGUGAUGUAAAGAUGAAAACUCUUCGUCUUUGAAGUUUCCCGACAAAAUGGCAUUUCAUCUGCUCUGGUAUUGCGUAUUAGAUAACAUACUUUAUUAACCUUGUAAAAAGAGGUUAGGUUUAUGCCGAUAAGCCAUAAUAGCUAUGGAGUUUUUAGUAAAUCGAUUGAAAGCUCUUAUUGUACUCCUCUUGGGAAUAUUCAGACGAGCGAUGUGUUGUCUUCGACGUCGACGUAGAUCGUCUUGCGAUUCUAUUCCCUUGUCAGCAGUUGGUGUGGUACCAAACACCACAAACAACACAACAGAAUCAGAGCAGUGGGAUCAGUGGGAGGAAAAUCCUGUUGUUGUUGUACCAGACAAGCCUGUGAAUACAAUACAGGCUAAAAUCGAACAAUACAGACAGCAAGCAUCUCAAUCACCAGAAUCUACAGAAGAGCCACACGCAAAUUUUUUUGAGGACAUGACACCAAAGAUCACCAGACAAAUAAAGAUUUUAGUGAAGGAUAAAAUAUCAGAAAACACUUCUUGGAAUUCUUCAAAGUUUGCAGUAAAUAGUAACCCUGUACCAUCUAAUGAGCUUGGAGAAUGGGAAGAUAACACUGUUGGUUGGGAAGAAGAAACGUCUAAAGAGUUUGGGGAUCCUACAAAAACGCUGAGAGAACAGAAAAGACGAGAACGAGAACAGAGACUAUUCGAACAACAACAGAAGAGGAUUGAACGCAAUUCAAGACCGCAGCCGUUAGGAGCAAAGCUAACAUCUUGAUGAGAAAGAAUAUACUCAAAGCAAUUUUUUAUCACAAUUCAUAACUUUCCAUCUAUUGGUGGUCAGACAUAAGAAUUUUUCAACACCGCAUGGAACGUCAUAUAAAACCAAGAAAUCAAAGAGCAUUACGAUUUACGUUGUCAGUAAUUGUUGUGUUCCAUUGUAGUAAUUAAAACAAUGUAUCCAAUGUAGGCUAGGAGCAUACAAUGAUUUAUUUUCUCUCUGUGCGGCUAUAUUAUUUUUCUUUACUGUGGAUGCAUUGAGGGCCUUCCAACAUCCUUUAUAAAACACUUUCACAGCUUUAGAGAGAACAUCUAUUGCAUGAUCAGACAACUUGGAUGUGACCGCUUCCAGAAGGACAUUUCCCUCUUGAGCCUCAAUUAUCGAAUGUCUAAUUGCGAAUUAUUUUCUUAAAUUCGUAUGUUUUUCAGUAUCAAUUUUCUGAAUAUCUCCUCUGCAAAUAGAGUCUAUACAACAUGCGAUGCAUUUAAACUAUUAUAUCUGUUCAGCUGAGAGGCACAGAAUAGUAUUUAACAUUGUAAAAAGCAACAGACUUUUAACACUCAACAAUGUUGUAUUAUAACGUAAUACAAAUGUGAAGGACGGACGUAUGUAUGCAGUUUGUGCAGUCUUUAAACGAAUUUACUCUAAUGCAUUCACUGUUUAUUCUCGACAUGUUUUUUUCACAUUUAAAAACAUUCCAUGUAAAUAGCCUUGUAGUGUUGUUUAAAAUCUGUUUCCAUUGUAAUUGGAACGGACUGUUUUUAAAUUUGUAUUUAAAUUACAUU